AUGACUGCCACCCAACCUGGCUUGCCGGGGUCUUACCUGGAACCACAGAUGGGGCCGACCCCAGUCUCGGACUCGGAUUCAGAUUCUGACAACCCGGUCUCCAGCGACCCCAGGCCCAAUGCCAGCUCCCAGGCUGGAUGCCAAGUGAUCCACAGCGGGCACUUCAUGGUGUCUUCUCCGCACAGCGACUCGGUGCCCCGCCGGCGUCACCACGGGAUUGAACUGGAGCUCCCCGAUCCCCGAAGCAUCGAUCCCACUAUCACCCAUCUCUUCGAGUGCAUGAGCUUGGCGUACAGUGACAAUCUGGUGUCACCCAAAUGGAAGAAUUUCAAGGGGCUGCGCCUGCUGUGCCGGGACAAAAUCCGUCUCAACAAUGCCAUUUGGAGAGCCUGGUACAUCCAAUAUGUGGAACGCCGGAAGAGCCCUGUGUGUGGAUUUGUCACCCCUCUGGAUGGCUCAGAUGAGCACAGGAAACCAGAAGCUGUCGUGCUUGAGGGGAAGUAUUGGAAGAGACGGAUCGAGGUGGUGAUGAAGGAGUAUCACAAGUGGCGCAUCUACUACAAGAAGCGGCUCCGCAAAUCCAGCCGAGAUUGGGAGGCCCUCAGCCCAAUGCAGGAUGACAGGAACUGGAAGCCGCUGGAAAAUUGGUGCGACCAGCUGUUCUCCAACGUGGUCCCCAUGCUGCUGAGAGACAAGGAGGAGGAACCUGAAGGGAGACAGCUCUUUGAUCUGGACAGCUUCCUAUCGGACAUCUCUGACACCCUUUUCACCAUGACCCAGCCCCCCUGUCCUCCUCAGCCACUGACAGAAGAAACCUAUACUGGCAACGCCGACAUGAUCCAGCCCGACCUGGCCCCGCUGCAGCCAAACCUUGACGAUUUUAUGGAGAUAUCUGAUUUCUUCUCCAGUCCACGGCCGCUAUCGGCACAUCCGUCCCUGAGCUUCCAGGAGCAAUCCUGCUUUGUGCCACCACCGGAGCCCAUGUACAGCGAUGGCAGCAACCUGCUGCCCAGCUCAGCCGAAACCCUGCUCACCCAGGGCACUGCCAGUUCGCCGAUCCUGCCCAGCGCCCGCCUCCAGCCUGCCGGUGCCUGUUCUACCCAGCUGGAUUUGCGCAGCCCCUUCCUCAGCCCCAACCUCCCCACAAAUCCUCCCCCGUCAACUCCUCCCAGUGGCCUCGGCCCCAACCUGAAGCAGAAGCGUCUGCUGCACUAUGCCUUCCCUGGAAAGUGGCUGAGCCCAGAACCCUACGGGCCUUUCUGCCCAUCCCUGCCCCCUCUGCCAAGUACCCCGCUACUGGGCCAGGACCCGGCGUGCUCAACUCCCUCAGCACCGUGUCCCAAAUUCCACUACCCGCCCUCUACGGUGCAUUCCGCACCAUGUUUCCCCCAAAAUGUGUCUAUGACGGACUAUGGUUUGGAUCUGCCUUCUGGCUACCACGCUCCUUUCGGCAGCCUGCACGUGCAGGCUGGCAUGGCUGGUAGCCCCAUGUUUGGCACUGCCAGAGGGCAGCCGCAGUCUGGGAACAGCAGGCCCAAGGUGAAGGUCAUCAACUCCAAGAGCAAGAGACCCCCGGGGCUCCCCAUGCCUCCAGCUGCACCAAACCCUUGUCUGACGCAGCUGCUGACCACAGCUAAACCGGAGCCAAACCAGGAGGCUCUGCCCGCUCCCAACCCCACCUUCAUCCCCACGGUGCCAGAAUCCAUGCAAAGCGAUGUUUGUGAAGGGCCUGCCGGCUUCCUGCCCAGAAUGACCCAGAUCAGCCCCCGACUCUCACCUGUCUCCAACCCCUCCCAGCCCACUCCAAUCACGCCACCGCCUCCAGGAUCCCUGUUGGUCCCCAAGACGGAGAGGCUCUCCCCUACACCAGUGUGUGGCAGUAGUCGGAGGAUGUCGGGACAGGGCUCCCCUGUGACGGUGGAGGGAAUGAGCAUCAGGAUUUCUCCCCCUCAUUACUCAUCCAACCGGAGCAGGCCAGAACCAAGCAAGACGGAGAGCCGCCGGAUCACCCACAUCUCCGCUGAGCAGAAGCGCCGUUUCAACAUUAAGGUCGGUUUUGAUACGCUGCACAGCCUGGUCAGCACCUUGAGUUCUCAGCCCAGUCUCAAGGUCAGCAAAGCCACCACCCUGCACAAGACGGCAGAAUACAUCUGCAAGCUGCAGCAGGAGCGAGCCGCCCUGCAAGAAGAGGCACAGCGCCUGCGGGAUCAGAUCGAAGACCUGAACGCCACUAUCAACCUGUGCCAGCAGCAGCUGCCCGCCACAGGGGUUCCCAUCACCCGCCAGCGCUUUGACCAGAUGCGAGACAUGUUUGACCAGUACGUGCGUUCGUGCACCUUGCAGAAUUGGAAGUUCUGGGUUUUCAGCAUCAUCAUGAGGCCCCUCUUUGAGUCCUUCAACGGGAUGGUCUCCACCACCAGCAUGGACAGUCUCAGUCAGACAUCCUUCGCCUGGCUGGACCAGUACUGCUCUCUCCCGGCUCUCCGGCCAACUGUCCUGAGCGCCCUCCGCCAGCUGAGCGUUUCCACUUCGAUCCUGAGCAACCCGGCAGCCAUCCCCGAACAGGCCACGCAGGCAGUGACAGGCACAGUCCCCAACCACAGCUCUUCCUAG
This is a messenger RNA of Euleptes europaea (tarantolino), 2613 nucleotides long. RefSeq names its product MLX interacting protein like (gene MLXIPL). Gene Ontology annotation, molecular function: RNA polymerase II cis-regulatory region sequence-specific DNA binding; DNA-binding transcription factor activity, RNA polymerase II-specific; protein dimerization activity. Gene Ontology annotation, cellular component: nucleus. Lineage: Eukaryota; Metazoa; Chordata; Lepidosauria; Squamata; Sphaerodactylidae. Bases 1 to 2613 code for a protein of 870 amino acids. The record is from RefSeq and is a predicted model, not a curated record. The transcript has 17 exons. Gene Ontology annotation, biological process: regulation of transcription by RNA polymerase II.